Messenger RNA from Cricetulus griseus (Chinese hamster), 378 nucleotides. The record is from RefSeq and is a predicted model, not a curated record. Lineage: Eukaryota; Metazoa; Chordata; Mammalia; Rodentia; Cricetidae.
GCGCCAUAGGCUCAGCUUACAGCGUCGUACUCAACCCGGCAGAUUCCCACGUGGAAGCAAUGGCCAGGGCUGGCCGGUACACGUUCACUGCAGCUGCCAUUGGAGCUAUGUUUGGCCUUGCCACCUGUGUCAGUGCCCAAGUCCGAGAGAAGCCAGAUGACCCCCUGAACUACUUCAUCGGAGGCUGCGCAGCAGGCCUGACCCUGGGAGCACGCACUCACAGCUAUGGUACUGCAGCCGUGGGCUGCGUGUACAUGGGCACUGCGGCCACGCUGUUCAAGAUUGGCAAGCUGGAAGGCUGGGACCUCUUUGCCACCCCCAGGGUGUGAGCAGAACCCCCACAGCAAAUAAACACUGUGUGUCCCUGUGGAGACUUGC